This is a messenger RNA of Dendroctonus ponderosae (mountain pine beetle), 1661 nucleotides long. It is a transcript of the gene HDAC3, whose product is annotated as histone deacetylase 3. Gene Ontology annotation, molecular function: histone deacetylase activity. NCBI's taxonomy places the organism in Eukaryota, Metazoa, Arthropoda, Insecta, Coleoptera, Curculionidae. The transcript has 7 exons. The coding region runs from base 161 to 1468 and encodes 435 amino acids. The record is from RefSeq and is a predicted model, not a curated record.
UGUAUCCUAACCUUGACUGUUGUGUUAUUGUUUUACUGUUUUCGUGUUAUAUUAAAAAAAAACUUCACAAAAAACCUUGUUUAAGUCAAAUCUACUUACCGAUCCAGUGCUUACAGCAGGAAAUUCUCGAUUAUAACAUAUCCGACUUGUCCUUGUAACAAUGUCCAAGCAAAGAGUUUCAUAUUUCUUCAAUCCAGACGUUGGAAACUUCCACUAUGGCACUGGCCACCCCAUGAAGCCACACCGACUGUCUGUAAUCAACAGUUUGGUUUUAAACUAUGGACUUCACAAGCACAUGCAGGUCUACAGGCCCUACCAAGCUACUGUUCAGGACAUGUGUAGAUUUCACACUGAUGAAUAUAUUGAUUUUUUACAAAAGGUGACUCCACAAAAUAUGUCCUCCUUUACCAAACAACUAAGUAAUUACAAUGUAGGUGAUGAUUGUCCAGUAUUUUAUGGCCUGUUUGAGUUUUGCUCAAUGUACACCGGGGCUUCUCUAGAAGGAGCUAUGAAGCUGAAUAAUAAUGACUGUGACAUUGCAAUCAAUUGGGCCGGAGGACUUCAUCAUGCAAAGAAAUUUGACGCAUCUGGUUUUUGUUAUGUUAACGACAUAGUCAUAGGAAUUUUAGAACUACUUAAAUACCAUCCUAGAGUUCUGUACAUUGACAUCGAUGUCCACCAUGGCGAUGGAGUGCAAGAGGCGUUUUAUGUUACCGAUCGCGUAAUGACUGUUAGUUUUCAUAAAUAUGGAAACAACUUCUUUCCUGCGACUGGGGAUAUGUAUGAAAUAGGAGCUGAAAGUGGACGAUAUUACUCAGUCAAUGUUCCACUUAAGGAAGGAAUUGAUGAUGCCAGCUACUGGCAAGUGUUCAAGCCGGUUAUUUCCAACGUUAUGGAGUUCUACCAGCCCACAGCUAUUGUACUGCAAUGUGGGGCUGAUUCCCUAGCAGGCGACCGACUGGGAUUGUUCUCCCUGAGUAACAAGGGUCAUGGAGAAUGCGUCAAAUUUGUAAAGAGCUUAAAUGUACCCACUUUGGUUGUUGGUGGAGGUGGAUACACUCUGCGUAAUGUAGCUCGCUGUUGGACUUAUGAAACAUCGCUUCUCGUGGAUGAACAAAUUUCCAACGAAUUACCUUACACGGAAUAUCUAGAAUAUUUCGCACCAGAUUUCACUUUGCACCCAGAGCUGGAUGCAAAAGCAAAGAAAGAAAAUUGCAACAGUAAGCAGUACCUUGAAGCUAUUACAAAGUUUGUUUACGAUAAUUUAAAAAUGGUUCAGAACUCGCCCAGUGUGCAAAUGCACGAUGCACCGGGUCCAGCAAUUCCGGAAGAUGCGAAAAUUAAAGAAGAAGACGACCCUGAUGUAAGAAUCAGCCAAGAUCUUGAAGAUAAAAUGGUGGAAGCUAAGAAUGAAUUUUAUGAUGGAGACAAGGACAAUGACCAAGAGGACAUUAAAAUGCGAGAAUGAACAUUAGUUACGCUUUUAAACAGUAUUUUGAUUUUAGGCUUUACUUAGAUUUAUUUCAUAGAGAAUUAGUAAAUUCAAUUACGGAUGUAGAUGUAAGUUAAUUGACUGGGAUCUCUUUUCAAAAAGAGUUUGAUAGAUUGUUAGACAAUAAUUUUGUCCAUAAUAGAAAAGAAAUAAAGAAUUAAUUUCACAA